AGGAUUUUGACUUUGACGAAGAAACAGAGCUCUACACGUACCCUUGUCCUUGUGGAGACCGCUUCCAGAUCAGCAAGGAGGACCUAGCUUCUGGGGAGGAUACUGCUACCUGCCCCAGCUGUUCCCUCAUUGUAAAAGAUGAUUUUGCUGAGUAUGAAGAGGAGCGUGUAGUUGCCACUAAGGAAAAACAGCUAGUAAAAAAUUGAAGGAUUGUUGCAUAAAUACAUCACUCUUUAUCUUUAAGCAAGAUGGGUGGAAGAGGUCGUGGGCGUGGCCGAGGAAAGGGCAUGAGUUUGGAGCAGCUUGGAGUACAGAAGGGAGAAGUCUUACCUGAUAGGAUUGUUGGUCCACCUGAAACAUAUCCACCACUUGAAUUCAGACCAGUGCAGCCAACACAAGAAAAGAAUUUGGCCGAAUCAUACUUAUUGGUUGUCAAGAAAGAGUACCGGGAACAUAUGCAAAAUUCUCAGUUUUACAUUCAACCUGGAGUUAAAAGAAAGGAUAUUGAGAGAUAUUCUGACAGGUACCAACUUUUGUCUAGUCAUCGAGGCCAACUUAGCCUUAAUUGGUCUCGGUUCCCUAAAGAACUUCACCCCACUUCAGUGUCUAUUUUAAGGAAAAAAAGAAAGAAAGAAGCCGAAAAGGUUAAAGUCAAUGUAAAGAAGGCUCGAACCAAAGACAUGAAUGUUAGUGAGACUCUGGAAGCUCUAGAAAAAGCAGAAGCAAUGGGUAUGGAAGAUAAUGAAGAAGAUGAAAGAGAAAAUGCAGAUAAAGCAGAAGUUGAAGAUGUGGAAGAGCUUGAAGAGGCUGAUGAAGAGUUGGAUGAAGGGACAGACUAUUUCAACAGCUACUUUGACAAUGGUGAUAACUAUCUUGAUGAAGAAGAUGAUGCUUUAGAGGAAGGAGGAGUAUUUUGAUCUUGCCUUUGCCCAAUAAAUUCACAAAAUUAAUUUAAUUGAUUGUUGGCCUUAAGUUCAUUGAUGAAUUAUGUUUGCGUCAUAAAACUACUGUAUUGUCAGUGAAUUUGCCUCCUUCAAGAACUGUCAUAGAUAGGAUCAGUAUUGAGGAGGGGAUAGCCAGACAAUCAAGAUGGUUCAGAUUUUAUGGACCUCAGUCUUGAUCCAAACCCAAAUGUGAGGAACUCACUUUAUUCGUUUAUUGAUUUUUAUUCAUUCAUUUAUUUAUUUAUGAAUUUUGAAAGUAUAUACAGGGGAUCCUCGCAAUUCGACAGGGUUAGGGCGGUUUUUCGUCGGUCAAAUCAUUGUUUAUAUGAAUCGUGAAACAAUUUUUCCCAUAAGAUACUUAAGAAUUAGGGGGGAUAAGGACCAACCUCCAGCCUAGACCCCCCAAAAACAUCACUAUAACCUGUAAAAAACACUAACUUAGACUAAAUCAGUACUAUUAAAAGCUUCAUUUAUUUUGCACAGGGUAGCAUCGGUUUAAGGGGGUGUCACACUGGCCUAUGAUACACAGAAUGCAGGCCAUGGUUCGUGGUACGAAAUCAAGAACAUUAUCACACACAAGCUGGCCGCAUUCUUGCUAUGCUAGGCAAAUGGCCCAGCAACCAAGACCAAGCCUAAUCAAAACAAACCAGAACAAAACCAUGCUGCUUAUAUCUCACCCUGUGCUUCGUGCUGCCACUACACUUGCACUUCCAGUUAUAGAAGAAAAGAAAGAAAAGGAAACUAGGGAAGAACUGAGAGCUGCGCGUCCGCAACUUUUCGAGUCGGGGGAUGGUUGCCAUGAACCCAAAAUAUUGACAUGAUAUACAUAUAUUUCAUCUUUCUAAACUGAUGAAAUAUUUAAUAUAUGAAAAAUUAAGGCAUGUUCUUUUUAGUUUGAAUGAUAGGGUUUUAUUACAUAUCUUAUGUUUAUUUUUUCAUUGGGAUAGCAUACAAAGAACCAGAAUGGAUAUGAAGCCAUCCCAACUUUGCUCCGCUAAUCCCGGUAAAGUUCUAGCUAUCUCGAGUGGAUGUUCCUCGUUCCACAUAUCAUAGGCCAGUGUGAUAAACCCUUACAGGAAUUUACAGCGAAUUUGGGGUGGCGUGUGAUACGAAUGUUAAAUUGGCAAGUCAGUCGGUACUUUGAGGAUUGGGUAUCAAUUAACUGAGUUCGAAUUGGCGAUAAUUCAAACUGCAAACGAUCGAAUCUCGAGGGUCCCCUGUAUCAAUUAGUAAAGUUUUCUUUAAGGUGAGGUAUACCCAUAUUUUUUUUUAUGAAAAGUCAACCACAAUAUAAACUGAAGUUGAAGUGCACUGACAAUUGAUGAGGUCCUCUGGGGACACUCUCCAGGAAUUUCAAGGUGAUGCAACCAUUUAAAGGGCAAAAUAUAAGAAAUGUGAACACUUUAUGCCCUCAGCUGGCCAUUUGAUUUGUGCAAUGACUCAUUUUUUGCUUUUUGACUUUUUUUUUCAAUUUUUUUUUUUGUUGUCUUUAAAGUUAUUUUUCAUAUGGGUAUACCUCCCCUUAAUGUAACAGAUCUGAUUAAACUAUACUCCUGUUUAUGAUUUUUGUGCAUUAAAACUCUUGUUGAAUAAUAUAUUGAAGUGUAUCCCA
Messenger RNA from Portunus trituberculatus (swimming crab), 2556 nucleotides. It is a transcript of the gene Polr3G, whose product is annotated as DNA-directed RNA polymerase III subunit RPC7-like. The record is from RefSeq and is a predicted model, not a curated record. The transcript is spliced from 3 exons. Gene Ontology annotation, cellular component: RNA polymerase III complex. The coding region runs from base 249 to 917 and encodes 222 amino acids. NCBI's taxonomy places the organism in Eukaryota, Metazoa, Arthropoda, Malacostraca, Decapoda, Portunidae. Gene Ontology annotation, biological process: transcription by RNA polymerase III.